This is a messenger RNA of Anopheles coluzzii, 1708 nucleotides long. Its product is annotated as caspase-like. Gene Ontology annotation, molecular function: cysteine-type endopeptidase activity. The coding region runs from base 378 to 1265 and encodes 295 amino acids. Lineage: Eukaryota; Metazoa; Arthropoda; Insecta; Diptera; Culicidae. The transcript has 3 exons. Gene Ontology annotation, biological process: proteolysis. The record is from RefSeq and is a predicted model, not a curated record.
GUGCGCUGACAGUUCGGGAGCGUAUUCGUUUGCAAGUUGUUUUGCGUAAAUAAAUAUCUGCCCAACCGAUGAGUCACAAAAAGCGAACAUUGGUAUAUUUUACACCACUCCAUACGGUUCGGAGUGUCUAAAUUAUUUUGUUAUUUUUGUUUGUAAGUUUAGUUACCUUCCCUGGCUUAGUUGCCGGUAGUUGCAGCUCUCCUUUGCCACAGCGUGUUCAACCGUAUUCAACCCGUUGGUUGCAAUUGCAGCGUUUUUACGCACCGGAAACCUUCGCAAGAUCGAUCUUCCAGUGAUUUUAAUUGUUGUGAUAUUAUACAUUUCAAACGCUUCCACCUAAGAGUACUGUGCCAUUUAGAGCUGUCGAGUUUAGUUGAAUGCUACCAUUGACGAAAGCCUUCAGCGCAAUGUUCAGCCGAAAGCAAGAGGACAGCAGCGAUACGCGAGGAAUGCCGCACGGUUCGCCCAUCGCGAGCGGUUCACAGACGGCAAAUGGGAUAAUCCGACCCGCGUACGUCAUCGAACGGUACGCCGCCUACUACCCGAUGAACCACAAACGGCGCGGCAUGGCACUGAUCUUUUCGCACAACAAGUACAACGUGCGCAACGUUAGUCUGCCGGUGCGCGAAGGCAGCGCCAUAGACUGUAAACGGCUGAAGGAAACGCUGGAGCUGUUCCGAUUCGAUGUGAAGGUGUAUCCCGAUUUUAAGCUGGAAGAAAUCAAGUCCGUCAUUGGGAAGGUAUCAUCCAUGGAUCACAGCGACAGUGACUGUUUCCUGGUCGCUAUCCUCACGCACGGCGAGGACGGGGGCAUUGUGUACGCCUAUGAUCAACCGUACGAACUGUCCCUCAUCUGGAGCUUCUUCACGGCCGACAACUGUCCAUCGUUGGCCGGGCGGCCGAAGAUUUUUGUCGUCCAGGCGUGCCGUGGGAACCAGCUCGACCACGGCGUAAAGGUGCAGAAGGAUGGCGUCGCACGGUACAGCAUCCCUACGCAUGCUGACUUUCUGUUUGCGUACGCCACGAUCCCGGGCUUCAUGGCGUUUCGCAACACGACCGAGGGUUCCUGGUUCAUCAACGAGCUGUGCAAGGAGUUGCAGGAAAACGGGCACAGGUACGACAUUAAUACGCUGCUCACGUUUGUCACGCAGAAGGUGGCGUACGAUCACGAGUCGGUGUCGAACAUGCCGGAGUACAAUAUGCGCAAACAGACGCCCUGUGUCGUGUCGAUGCUGACCCGUUUGCUGCUGUUCAAUGUGGUUUAAUAACGAGCGCGGACUCGCACUUUGUAUUGAUAUCGAAUCAAUGCCUAAGGCAUAUUUUCCUAUAUUUUAACGUUCUACCUCAAGGUACAGUCGUAUCGUGUUUCUUUUGAUUAAUAAUUCGGUUUAUUUAGGAAGAAUGGUUUAAACUCAGUUUGCUACAAAAGCGUGCACAAAAUUAACACCGAUGCUGUACGGCAGGGGCGAAACACCAAAGCACAGUGUCGUGCAAUACGAACGUAGUAACGUACUCCACCGUCAAUAAGGCAUUCUUAAUUUUAAUGCAUUUGGAUCAAAAGUAUUCGACGGAAAAAAAGUCAUACCAUUAUUUUAAAGCCCGUGAUUUUACCAGUGGCACUAAAAGAAUAUUUAUUUUUAUACCGUAUAAUAUUUAACACACGAAGCAGAGCGAAAAUAAAAAUCGUAACAUUUCUAUACCAAUCAAA